Molecule: messenger RNA, 176 nt
Organism: Ambispora gerdemannii
Lineage: Eukaryota; Fungi; Glomeromycota; Glomeromycetes; Archaeosporales; Ambisporaceae
Source: the annotation of a GenBank genome assembly
ACAUAGAAACUAAUGGGUUAGAUGCCAGUAAAUGCCAAGCGUUAGAAAUAGCCUUUCAAAUCAUUGACUUACAAACCAACAAAAAAAUGGGAGAAUAUUCCCAAGUUGUCAAAAUUACUUCAGAACAGUGGACUAAUGGUUCGCCCCAAGCCUUGCAAGUUAAUGGCUUUACUUGA